AUGCCUGGUCAAGGCCUACCAUCCUUACUUUCUUUACAUUCAAGCGAUUCACCGAGAGAUGCACCCGUGACCUCGAACGAUGAAUCAGAUGAAAAUCCGAGACCAGGCGAAAGAGGAAGAGGACACGAGCAAGUGUCCGAAGUUCCACGACAUCGACCUAAUUUGGAUGGCCGCAACCCGGAUGUUAUGUACGAUCUACAAUGGGACACGAAAGAUAUUAUUGCCUUCGACCCGCCUGCCUCACCGAACGGAGAGCCCAGCCCAGUCGACCCACGCAUGUUGGAGCUCCUAAGGUCCGAAAUCGAGUCUCCCACGACGGAGAACGGCGUAGCGCAUGUCGCAUCUGGAGUACGGCAGCCCAAAACGAAUGCACCACUUCCCGAAAGACUGGCAUAUGUUCUCGAAAGCAUACAUCGUUCGGGAUUCGACGGCCCGGAAAGCGUAAUAUCAGACUACUACACCUCGGACUUCCGCCUCUUUCCCCGACUCGCAAGCUCGCAGCACCUAAGCCGAAAUCGAAAGCUGCCUGGAAUCCUGUCCGACUUGCGAACUAGCGCCCCGUCUUGGACUGAGUGGGAGGCACAGGGCUACAAAGGCGAGAUUAUCCGGUCCGCUGAAAGCAUACUAGCAGCUGAGCGGAAGAAGCUGGUAGCCUCCACCACGCUCCAGCAAUUCAUAGACAAACACGAGAAAUGCGACGGACCAGAGAACGGAAAGGAGGACGAAGGUCUGCAGGCAGCCUUCAUUAUUGCUAUUUUUCAACGAGAGGUCAGGUUCCUCGGAAAACGCUUGAGCAGGAAAAAGAACUUUAGCUGA
Scedosporium apiospermum is the source of this 816-nucleotide messenger RNA. RefSeq lists its product as uncharacterized. The coding region runs from base 1 to 816 and encodes 271 amino acids. Lineage: Eukaryota; Fungi; Ascomycota; Sordariomycetes; Microascales; Microascaceae. The record is from RefSeq and is a predicted model, not a curated record. The transcript has 2 exons.